AUGCCAGCAAAAACCGCCACUAGCGUGCGGAGGCUAUCCUCCGCCGACGCUAGGAGAAGCGAUCUGUACAGCGUUGAAACCGUCGUCGCUCCUCCCGAAAAAUUGAAGGCACUGUACGACGCAGACGGAACUGCCGCAGGGCUGGAACGAGCCAGGAAAAGCAUCGAUGAAACGGCCUCCGACGGGGACACCCCCGAGGUUGAACAAGCAGACCGAAGUUGUACAGACAAAUUCGCUAUUGCCUUCGAUAUCGAUGGCGUUCUUGUGAAGGGAGGGAAGCCGCUUCCAGCAUCGGUCGGUGCGAUGAAAUACAUCAAUGGGGACAAUCCAUAUAGAGUAAAGAUCCCCUAUAUCUUCGUCACCAAUGGCGGCGGGAAGACGGAAGAAGAACGCUGUAUUGAUCUCAGUCGCCAGCUACAAAUCGAGGUCUCACCUGGACAAUUCAUCUGUGGGCACACACCGAUGCGCGAAAUGGCCGAGGUGUAUCAAACAGUCCUUGUGGUAGGCGGCGAGGGUGAAAAAUGCCGCGUUGUCGCAGAGGACUAUGGUUUCAAAGACGUGGUUACCCCCGGCGAUAUCAUCAAGUCCAAGCAUGACACAACGCCAUUCCGGAAGUUGACAGAGGAGGAGUAUCGCAAUUCCCGCGAGAGGAAUUUCGACGAGUUUACCAUCGAUGCCAUUUUCGUAUUCGCUGACAGCAGAGACUGGGCCGGUGACCAGCAGAUCAUCCUCGAUCUUCUGAUGUCCAAGAAUGGACGCCUAGGAACUCGCUCCGAGACCUUUGACGAGGGUCCGCCUAUUUACUUUUCCCACAAUGACAUUGUCUGGUCCACCUCCCACGAGCACUCGCGCAUUGGAAUGGGCGCACUGCGGACGUCGGUGGAAGCUCUUUACAAGGAACUAACUGGUAAAGAGCUAACUACCGUUGCGUUUGGGAAACCGCAACUCGGGACAUUCGGUUUCGCGACAAGGCUGCUUCGCGAAUGGCGCAAGGAAACAUACGGUAUUGAUGAACCACCAGCCACCGUUUAUUUCGUGGGCGACACGCCCGAGUCCGAUAUCCGGGGCACGAAUGAGUACAACCAGAUCAGUGAUACUGACUGGUUCUCCAUCUUGGUCAAGACGGGCGUCUACCAAGAUGACAAGACGCCGCGAUUUGCUCCCAUGGAGGUUUGUGAGGAUGUCCUGGAGGCUGUGAAGUUUGCUGUUCGUCGUGAGCUGGGCGGGGACUCGUGA
This is a messenger RNA of Penicillium argentinense, 1236 nucleotides long. RefSeq lists its product as uncharacterized. The transcript is spliced from 2 exons. Gene Ontology annotation, biological process: glycerophospholipid biosynthetic process. Lineage: Eukaryota; Fungi; Ascomycota; Eurotiomycetes; Eurotiales; Aspergillaceae. Gene Ontology annotation, cellular component: mitochondrion. The record is from RefSeq and is a predicted model, not a curated record. The coding region runs from base 1 to 1236 and encodes 411 amino acids.